AUGUUUAAAGGUCAAACUGCAUUAAUUACUGGUGGAUCUAGAGGUAUUGGGUAUGCUUUAGCUAAAAGACUAGCUAAAGAAGGUGCUACUAUUACUUUACUUGCUAAAAAUGAAGCAUUACUUCAAAAAUCAGUUAAACAAUUAUCAACGGCUGAAAACCAACAGCAUUCCUAUAAAGUACAGGAUUUACUCAAGCUAGCUAGUGGUCAAAGUGCUCCAAAUUUCGCAUCAUAUAAUAUAUUGGUUAAUUGUGCUGGUAUCACUAAUCGUACAUUACUAGUGAGGACACCAAAGCAAGAAAUUUACGAUACAAUUAAUUUAAAUCUAACGGCACCCAUUAUACUAUCUCAAUUAUGUGCUAAAUCGAUGCUAAAAGACAAGGAUCAGCCUCAUUCAAUUUUAAACAUAUCUUCAAUGUUAUCAGUAACGGAUAUUUUUGUACCGGGUACAUCAGUUUAUGCUGCUUCAAAGGCUGGCUUAUUAGGUUUCACAGCUAGUUUAGCUUCUGAAUUACGUGGUAAAAUAAGAGUAAAUAGUAUCAUGCCAGGAUUAGUUAAAGAAACAGAUAUGGGUUCAAUAGCAGCUAAAUCAUUAAAACCAAUUACAAUGGAUCUGGUUAUAACUAAAUCAAUUGAUAUAUUAUAUGAUAAAACUAUAAAUGGCCAAUGUAUAGAAAUAAAUGAUAUAGAGUAA
Molecule: messenger RNA, 693 nt
Organism: Insectozyma verbasci
Lineage: Eukaryota; Fungi; Ascomycota; Pichiomycetes; Serinales; Debaryomycetaceae
Source: the annotation of a GenBank genome assembly